Impatiens glandulifera is the source of this 1749-nucleotide messenger RNA. RefSeq names its product probable carboxylesterase 11. The record is from RefSeq and is a predicted model, not a curated record. Gene Ontology annotation, molecular function: hydrolase activity. Bases 137 to 1546 code for a protein of 469 amino acids. The transcript is spliced from 2 exons. Lineage: Eukaryota; Viridiplantae; Streptophyta; Magnoliopsida; Ericales; Balsaminaceae.
AUUCAGCCAUUGAAAUCACAACAAGGAAUUCUCUACAGGAAGAAGGAAGGAAGAAGAAGAAGGAAAGAAGUGAUAUAUAUAUAGAGAGAGAGAGAGAGAUCGCCGGCGUUUAGUUGUUUUCCGGCGAGCUACGGAAAUGCCAAGCGUUGCUGUGAAGCUUUACAGCGUCUUCUUCAAGUUUCUUCUUAAGCAUCGUUUGCAGAAUCGGAUCCAAGACCCUAACGAUCAGACUAAGGAUCCAUUCGGUGUUACUUCUCGGCCAGAGGAAUCAAUCGCCGCCGCAAAUCCUUCCUUCACCGAUGGAGUCGCCACUAAGGACAUUCACAUCGAUGCCCUCACUUCUCUUUCCGUUCGUAUAUUUCUUCCAGAUACGUGUUUAACCUCACCCGACUCUGAUUCUAAGUCCCAAUCUAGGGUUAGGUCUAUGACGAAACACUCCGACCCUUAUCCAGGAUCUAUUCUUACCGAUCCGAAUCAAGCAUUUAUCCGUCGUAAUAGCUUCGGUUCCCCUCCUCCGAAUACGACGACGGGUAAUGGAUUGGCAACUGGAGAAAAUCAUAGAAGGAAUAGCUACGCUAUUGGUGCUGAUGAUUCUAAUAAAUUGGAUAGUGGCGUAUAUAGAGGAUAUGCUCCAUCUGUUUCUAACUGCCGUAAACUACCGGUGAUAUUGCAAUUUCACGGCGGAGGGUUUGUCAGUGGGAGUUGCGAUUCUGUGGCGAAUGAUUUCUUCUGUCGAAGGAUUUCCAAGUUGUGCGAUGUCAUUGUCCUAGCGGUUGGUUAUAGACUUGCUCCGGAGAAUCGGUAUCCUGCUGCAUUUGAAGAUGGGUUAAAGGUGUUGCAUUGGCUGGCAAAGCAGGCUAAUCUAGCGGAAUGCAGUAAGUCUUUGGGAAGUGUGCGUGGUGGCGGAGUGGAAUUGAAAAAGGCUGAUUUUCAUCGGCAUAUUGCUGAUGCAUUCGGGGCAUCAAUGGUGGAACCUUGGUUGGCUGCCCAUGGAGAUCCCUCCAGGUGUGUUCUUCUCGGGGUUAGCUGUGGUGCCAAUAUAGCCGACUACGUGGCUCGUCAAUCCAUUGCAGGAGGGAAGGUCCUAGAUCCAGUGAAAGUGGUUGCUCAAGUGUUAAUGUAUCCAUUCUUUAUCGGAAGUGUUCAAACUCACUCAGAAAUAAAGCUAGCCAAUUCAUACUUCUACGACAAGGCCAUGUGUUUACUAGCUUGGAAACUCUUUCUACCCGAGAAUGAAUUUAGCUUAGACCAUCCAGCCGCGAACCCUCUUGUAGCUGACAGAGGACCACCACCAUUGAAGCUCAUGCCGCCUACACUAACAAUUGUGGCAGAACUCGACUGGAUGAGAGAUAGGGCAAUAGCAUACUCAGAAGAACUGAGGAAGAUGAAUGUUGAUGCACCUGUUUUAGAGUAUAAGGAUGCGGUUCAUGAAUUUGCUACACUUGAUAUGCUUCUUAAGACUCCUCAGGCUCAGGCUUGUGCGGAGGAUAUUGCUAUUUGGGUUAAAAAGUAUAUUUCACUUCGAGGCCAUGAAUUCUCUUAUUGAGUUAAAGAGUUUGUUUGCCUUUUACUUAUUGGUUUACACUUGCACUAUUUUUGUACUAUGAAUUGUAUUAGCUAUAGAUUAACCAACCAAAUCUCAAUCAUCCUCAUGCGAUGUUGUUCUUUUUUCAUUUUUAUUGGUUUACACCUGCACUAUUUUUGUACUAUGAAUUGUAUUAGCUAUAGAUUAACCAAAUCUUGUUCAUC